Messenger RNA from Felis catus (domestic cat), 2327 nucleotides. RefSeq names its product multidrug and toxin extrusion protein 2-like. The coding region runs from base 21 to 1886 and encodes 621 amino acids. The transcript has 17 exons. Gene Ontology annotation, biological process: xenobiotic detoxification by transmembrane export across the plasma membrane. Gene Ontology annotation, molecular function: xenobiotic transmembrane transporter activity; antiporter activity. Lineage: Eukaryota; Metazoa; Chordata; Mammalia; Carnivora; Felidae. Gene Ontology annotation, cellular component: membrane. The record is from RefSeq and is a predicted model, not a curated record.
GCGCCAGUCCCCGCGCCGGCAUGGAGCCCCCCGCAGCCGCCGUCGCCGCCGCGUCCCGGGAAAGCGCCGAGCCGCCCGACGCCCCUCGCUGGCGCGUCUGCCUGCGGAGCCUGCGGGGCGCGCUGCCGCCCAACGCGCGGCGGGAGGCGGCCGCGCUGGCGGCGCUCGCGGGCUCCGUGUUUCUGGCCCAGUUGAUGAUCUUCCUGAUUAGCGUCGUCAGUUCCAUCUUCUGUGGGCAUCUGGGCAAAGUCGAGCUGGAUGCCGUUACGCUCGCGGUAUCGGUGGUGAACGUCAUUGGGAUUUCAGUUGGAACUGGCUUGGCCUCGGCUUGUGACACGCUGAUGUCUCAGUCCUUCGGAGGCAAGAACCUAAAACGCGUGGGGAUCAUACUCCAAAGAGGAAUCCUCAUCUUGAUGCUGUGUUGCUUUCCUUGCUGGGCCGUCUUCAUCAAUACGGAGCGUAUCCUCCUGCUCUUAAAACAAGACCCCGAAGUCUCCAGGAUAGCCCAGAUUUAUGUGAUGAUUUUCAUUCCUGCUCUUCCUGCAGCGUUCCUGUUCCAGCUGCAGACAAGAUAUUUGCAAAGUCAGGGCAUCAUCAUGCCUCAAGUGAUCACUGGGAUCGCAGCAAACGUGAUCAAUGUGGGCAUGAACGCCCUCCUGCUCUAUGCCCUGGACCUCGGAGUGGUAGGAUCUGCCUGGGCAAACACCACUUCCCAGUUCCUCCUGUCUGCUCUCCUUCUCCUGUACAUGUGGUGGAAAAAAAUCCACGUCGAUACCUGGGGAGGGUGGACUUGGGACUGUUUCCAAGAAUGGGGCUCCUACAUCCAGCUGGCUGUCCCCAGUAUGUUCAUGGUGUGCAUUGAGUGGUGGACCUUUGAGAUCGGAACCUUCCUUGCAGGACUGAUUAGCGUGACAGAGCUCGGGGCCCAGGCCAUCAUUUACGAACUGGCCUCUGUAGCCUACAUGGUAAGAACCUUUGAGGUGCCCCUUGGCUUUGGUGUGGCGGCCAGUGUCCGAGUGGGCAAUGCUCUGGGGGCAGGAAAUGCCGAGCAGGCUCGGGACUCCAGCAUCACCGUUCUCCUGUGUGCGGGUGUCUGCGCUCUCGUAGUGGGCAUUGUACUCUCAGCGAUGAAGGAUGUGAUUGCCUAUGUAUUUACCAGUGACAAAGAUAUCAUUUACCUUGUGAGCCAAGUGAUGCCUAUUUUUGCUCCCUUUCAUCUAUUUGAUGCCCUUGCAGGCACCUGUGGUGGAAUCCUGCGAGGUACAGGAAAACAAAAGAUCGGUGCUAUCAUGAACGCCAUCGGUUAUUAUGUGUUUGGUUUUCCCAUUGGAGUAUCUCUGAUGUUUGCCGCAAAACUUGGGAUAAUAGCAGCACAGAAGCUCCACGAGGGCACUGAUCCCGUCAGCCUGUUCGGUUCUGUGUUAGACACAGCACUUCAGGCAGCGCCCGGCACAGACAAAGCCAGUAAAUGUUUGUUAAACGGUCAACGUAUGAAGCGGCGGACAGGCUCGUGCCGUGUUCACUCUUUGUGGGUCCGUUGCUUGCCACCGAUCCACCCACGGUCUCUGGUCUGGAUUGAUAGUCUGUGUCUUCUUUCAAGCCCUUUUCUACCUGGUGCUCGUCUGGAGGACAGACUGGAAGAGAGUUGCAGAGCAGAUCUGCCCGAGUUGGAAAAAGAAGUCACCGAUGAAGUGAUUUUACCUGCUAUCGUCAGAUCCGAGAGCCAGACCCUGCAGCUAAUGGUGAUAGAAGAAAACAAUCAGUACGCGGUGGCCACCGUUGGGGAUGUGUUGACAGUGAAGCAGCUGAUUUUCUAUCGUGGAAUGGCUCUAGCUGUUGCUGUUGUUGCCCUUUUAGCAGGAAUUUUAAUAAGAGUUUUUCAGUGAGCCUGGCUAAAACAGAAGAAUUAGCAGCAGCCCACACACUAGCCACGAUAAUUCUUGUGAUACAUGAAGCCCGGGAGGUGACCUCCCGGUUGUGGAUGGAAAGGAUAUCAGUGAUGUUUUCUUAGUUAUCCCGAGAAUCUGCACUAUCCUGUUGGAGAUCACGAAAGGAGUUCUAAGUUUCUCCUGAACGUUUAACUCUAUCAUGGGUGAUGAGUCUGUGGAUUUGAUAUUCCCUGCCCUAAGUGUUCUGUACUCUUACAUUGAAUAUCUUCUUUCUUUUGGGAAAUUCGUUGCCCUCUAAACUUGAUGGCUGAUCCAGUUUUGUUUGUAUUUCUAGGUUAUCGUAUUUAAUCUUGUUAGUGAGUAUUAAGUGCCUGUUCAAGUGCUGUCUCAGGUAUUGCCGUAUAAGCUUUUAUAAAAUAAACACCUUAAAAUUGAAAA